This is a messenger RNA of Diaporthe batatas, 1569 nucleotides long. RefSeq lists its product as uncharacterized. Gene Ontology annotation, molecular function: monooxygenase activity; iron ion binding; heme binding. The record is from RefSeq and is a predicted model, not a curated record. The transcript has 4 exons. Bases 1 to 1569 code for a protein of 522 amino acids. Lineage: Eukaryota; Fungi; Ascomycota; Sordariomycetes; Diaporthales; Diaporthaceae.
AUGUGGGUGUUGGAGGAAAAGGCCAGCCCGUUUCAGGAGAUGGGGAAAAGCUUUGUUGUUGUCACCUCAACCAAGCUACAGGUGUACACGGUUGACCUUGAUGCCAUUAGGCAGGUAUAUCUGAGGAAAAGGGAUUUCGAGCGUUCUCCUCAGACAUGCGAGAAUAUGCCUGGCCUACUCACGCCUAGCGUCUCUUCGGUCUAUGGAGUAGACUGGCAACGGCACCGACGCAUUACCGCUCCUCCUUUCAACGAGAGUAACAUGAAAAUCGUAUGGCAAGAGUCCCUGACGCAAGCAGCCGGGCUGGCUCAAUGGUGGAUUUCUCAUGGCAAAGAGGGCCUGAGGAGCUCAUGUUCAGACACAAUGACUCUCGCCCUAAACGUUCUGGCAGCGGCUGGACUCGGAUACUCGUGGAAGUACAUACCAGCAGGCAAGGAGACACAGGCCGGCGACGAGUUCUCGGCUCGCUAUCGAGAUAAUCUUGCCCUGCUCCUUACUAGCAUUCGUAUUUUGAGUAUAACACCAAAGUGGAUGUACGAGCUUGGCCCCAGCCGCAUCAAAUAUCUGCCCAAGCUGUUCCGGGAUCAUGUCUUGGCGGCACAGGCGUUCCGAAAACAGAUGCGGGAGCUGGUAGAGGAGAGAAAGGUCGAGGUCGCCGCGGGUAGGGCUAACGAGAACAUAUUCCUCAACGCGAUUAUCGCGAAGUCUGUUGAGAUGCGACAAGAAAAGCUGGCCAAUUCGCUCGGUGCCGGCGGCGAGAUUGGAGAGCUUGAAGCCGGUGGCGCUGGAGGCCUCAACGACGACGAGCUCUUUGCGAAUAUGUUCAGCUACAACAUUGCAGGUCAUGAGACUACUGCCCACAGCUUGAACUACUGCCUCCACAUCCUCUCUGUCGAGCCUGGAUGGCAAGACUGGAUCCGUGAGGAAGUCGAUCACGUAUACCACACGACGGCCUUGGAUUUUUCUACGCUCGAGUACGAGCAGUACUUUUACAGGCUCAAACGCUGUCUAGCCCUCAUGUACGAGAUGCUGCGUCUCUACAGUCCUGUGGUCGACAUGGAAAAGGAUGUCCUUGGCGAAGGUCAACAUCUGCGUCUCGAUGGGCGCUACAUUUUCGUUCCCAAGGGUUCCGAAGUUCACAUGUCCAACCUCGCCGUGCACAUGCUGCCUGAAUACUGGGGCGCCGACAGCGAGGAAUUCCGCCCAGCCCGCUGGAUCCGAAGCGCUUCGGUAUCUUCCGAGUCGACGGAAACCUCCACGAAAGACAGUACAAAAGCGGAGAUGCUUGAUGCCGAGGAGGUUGCGCCGCCACCUGUCGCCAAGGAGUCAUUUUUCCCGUGGUCGCUCGGCGCGCGCAACUGUCCGGGCAAGAAGUUCGCCCAGGUUGAGUUCGUGGCCGUCAUGUCGUAUGUGCUGAGACUGUACAAAGUGGAAGCAGUUCCACUUGAGGGCGAAAGCAAGGAGGAGACCCGGCGGAGGGUUCAGGAGUGGAUUGAGGAGAGCAAGGCGGAAAUUACGACCAAUUUCCGCGAGCCUGAGAAAUAUGCUCUGAGAUUGGUGAGUCGAUAG